AUCGCCCAGAGGGAAGGCGAAGCGUCCAGGAAGCCACUUGAGGAAGCAUAUUUAACCCCUCAUGACUGCAGGGCUAAGGGGACCUGGUCUUCGGUCUUAUCGUUCUGAAUUGAUGGCGAUCUUGCCGUAUGGACUUCAAUCGCAACGAAUCGUGACUUGCCGCAAAAAGUGUUGCGAACGUACGGAGUGCCAACAAGGAAAGACCAAGCAAAACCAAUUCCCAAUAUGUCUGCUAUCCAGAAAAACGUCCAAGCGACGUCGGAGAAGUAUUCUUCGUCCUUCACUCAGGGUCACCUAGCACUUCCGCCGGGGAAGAAAUACCUCGUCUUGACAUGCAUGGAUGCACGUAUCGACCCUGCACGAGCAUUUGGGAUUGACCUGGGUGAUGCGCAUGUCAUUCGGAAUGCUGGUGCCUCCGCGCACGACGGGCUGCGCAGCAUCGUUAUCUCUGAGCAGCUUCUGGGCACUCAGGAAAUUGUCCUCGUCAAGCACACUGGUUGCGGAAUGUUGACAUUCAAGAACGAGGACGCUUACGGCAUCGUUGAGAAGAAUCUCGGCUCUGAUGCAUCGGCCGAGCUCAAGACUCGCGGGCUAGAUUUCCUCGCGUUUCCGGAAUUGGAACAAGCUGUCAAGGACGACGUAAAGUAUCUGCAGGAUACUAAGCUUGUCCCGGACAAUGUGGCUAUCAGUGGGUGGAUUUAUGAGGUUGAAACUGGCAAAACUCGAAGAGUGGUUUAGAAUCCACGGCCUCUUCUCA
Molecule: messenger RNA, 757 nt
Organism: Exophiala viscosa
Lineage: Eukaryota; Fungi; Ascomycota; Eurotiomycetes; Chaetothyriales; Herpotrichiellaceae
Product: carbonic anhydrase
Exons: 3
Coding region: 226-738 (170 amino acids)
Molecular function (GO): zinc ion binding; carbonate dehydratase activity
Source: RefSeq, a predicted model, not a curated record